Messenger RNA from Syngnathus typhle (broad-nosed pipefish), 1715 nucleotides. RefSeq names its product NADH dehydrogenase [ubiquinone] flavoprotein 1, mitochondrial-like. The transcript is spliced from 10 exons. Lineage: Eukaryota; Metazoa; Chordata; Actinopteri; Syngnathiformes; Syngnathidae. The coding region runs from base 152 to 1564 and encodes 470 amino acids. Gene Ontology annotation, biological process: mitochondrial electron transport, NADH to ubiquinone. Gene Ontology annotation, molecular function: NAD binding; 4 iron, 4 sulfur cluster binding; NADH dehydrogenase (ubiquinone) activity. The record is from RefSeq and is a predicted model, not a curated record.
AAGUGACGUACGUACCUCUUUAAUCCCAUUAAAUUAAUGAAGCAGGAGACUCACUCGUCCACUGAUUUUUUUGAUUGCCCCCUAGUUUUUUCUUGUUUGGUGAAGUAACGUGAAAAGGAAAACAGUCACACGGAACAAGUUUGACUUGAGGAUGCUGACGGGCCGGAGCUUGUGGAUCAUCUUGCGGCGUCACCUACCUCCAUACACCACCUACUGUACUGCCGCUAAACCUCAGCAGAUAGCAAAGACUAAGUUUGGUCCUCUGAGCGAUGAAGAUCGAAUCUUCACUAACUUGUACGGCCGACAUGACUGGAGGCUUAAGGGGGCCCUGGAGCGAGGGGACUGGUACAAGACCAAGGAGAUCCUCUUGAAGGGACCCGACUGGAUCAUCAACGAGGUGAAGACGUCCGGCCUGAGGGGGCGAGGAGGGGCGGGCUUCCCCAGUGGCAUGAAGUGGAGCUUCAUGAACAAACCGAGUGAUGGCAGGCCUAAGUACUUGGUGGUGAACGCUGACGAGGGUGAGCCGGGCACGUGCAAAGACCGUGAGAUCAUGCGUCACGACCCUCACAAGUUGCUGGAGGGUUGCCUGCUGGCCGGAAGAGCCAUGAGCGCCCGUGCUGCGUACAUCUACAUCAGAGGAGAGUUCUACAAUGAGUCGUCUAACGUGCAGAUGGCCAUCAGUGAGGCCUACCAAGCGGGGCUGAUCGGGAAGAACGCGUGUGGUUCAGGGUAUGACUUCGACGUCUUUGUGAUGCGGGGGGCCGGCGCUUACAUAUGCGGAGAAGAGACGGCCCUCAUCGAGUCACUGGAAGGCAAACAAGGAAAGCCGAGACUCAAGCCUCCCUUUCCUGCCGACAUAGGAGUGUUUGGGUGCCCAACGACUGUUUCCAACGUAGAGACAGUUGCCGUGGCACCUGCCAUCUGCCGUAGGGGCGGAGCGUGGUUCGCCAGCUUCGGAAGGGAGAGGAACUCUGGAACCAAACUGUUCAAUAUCUCGGGUCACGUGAACACACCAUGCACGGUGGAGGAGGAGAUGUCCAUUCCACUGAGAGAGCUGAUAGAGCGGCACGCUGGAGGAGUAAGGGGUGGCUGGGACAAUCUCUUAGGGGUGAUCCCCGGGGGGUCCUCCACUCCCAUCAUCCCUCGGCGCGUGUGCGAUGAAGUCUUGAUGGAUUUUGACGACCUGGUACGCGCAGAAAGCGCCCUGGGCACGGCCGCCAUCAUCGUCAUGGAUAAGUCGACUGACGUGAUUCGAGCCAUCGCACGAUUGAUCGAGUUCUACAAGCACGAGAGCUGCGGUCAAUGCACGCCUUGCCGAGAGGGGGUAGACUGGAUGAACGCAAUGAUGUGGAGAUUUGCGAAAGGAGAGGCGGCGGUUUCCGAGAUCGACAUGAUCUGGGAGCUGAGCAAGCAGAUAGAAGGACACACCAUCUGCGCCCUCGGGGACGGAGCGGCUUGGCCCGUGCAGGGACUGAUACGCCAUUUCCGACCAGAAAUGGAGGCUCGCAUUGCUCAGUACAACAAGGAAAAUACUCCAAGGCAGACAGACAUCGAGAUGAUCUGAUGGCACCCAUGGAUUCACACGAUCAGUCUCUGUUCUAGUGAAUUUGGGGGGGUUAUUUAUUCAGAUUUUGAUGUAGCAAAAAAAAACUAAAGACAUAUUGCAAUUUAUGACAUUUUAUUUCCAAAAAACAACAGUUAAAUAAUUUCACUUU